Daldinia caldariorum is the source of this 3696-nucleotide messenger RNA. RefSeq names its product ARM repeat-containing protein. Gene Ontology annotation, molecular function: protein binding; RNA binding. Lineage: Eukaryota; Fungi; Ascomycota; Sordariomycetes; Xylariales; Hypoxylaceae. The coding region runs from base 1 to 3696 and encodes 1231 amino acids. Gene Ontology annotation, cellular component: exon-exon junction complex; cytoplasm. Gene Ontology annotation, biological process: nuclear-transcribed mRNA catabolic process, nonsense-mediated decay. The transcript has 7 exons. The record is from RefSeq and is a predicted model, not a curated record.
AUGGACCGCAUACGAAAACGCGAGUUACUCUCGCUCAACCAGCGCGCGUGGGAUGGCGAACUAGAUGUCUUCCCCGUGAGCUCGUCACUUGAUACUUCUCUCAGGAAAAAUACUGCCUUUAUCAAGCGAUUGCGAACUGCCAUCACCCCCGCGACGUUAAACACGUUUCUGCAAGAUAUACGAACCCUGAGUCUCACCAAAUACUUAUCCGAAAUCAUCUCAGCAUGUUAUGAAGGAUUGGGCAAGCUUAAGACCCCCGGAGAAAUCGAUGCGGCCGUCGAGAUCGUUAGCGCCUUACACCAACGGUUCGGCCCUUCCGAAUUUACAGAAUAUCUAGGAUGGCUUCUUGGCAAGGGAAUGGCUACCCCGGAUAAGAGUCUACUAAAGUCUCUAGCCCCCGAGCUUCGCGAGAAGGAAGAGAAGGAACGUCUCGUUCGACAACGAGCUCUUCUAAGAGUCAUUACCGAAUUGUGGCUUGUCGGCGUCCUCCGAACCCUUGACGACGUUAAACCUGAUGACGCCACACGUAGUGUCAACGGAAAGAACGCCGAGUUAAAGAUCAAAUCGACAAGUUCUAUGAAGGGUGGUGGUGCUGAGCCUUUUCCUCUCGAAGUACUUAAGGACCUCCUAGGUUACGAUCGAGAGCAUGUGAAUUUACCCCUUCUAGUUAUCUUUGUUAAAUCCUUUGGUUGGGAUAUCCUAGGGGUUAAAUCUGUCGGAUCAGAGGGCCGCAAGACCGUGGAAGAAGACGGCGCUACCAAAUCUGCAGAGAAUACCUCGGAACGAACCGAAGGCCAGGAAGAAGCCAAUGCAUCUGACUCUGAUGACCCUCCUUUUGCCAGCUCUGAGCUGCGGGAGCGAUUCAGAAACAUCCUUAAACGUUACUUCGAGGAUGUUAAGGCGCAUCUAGUCCGGGAUCAGAAGAAUAUCGCUACUCAGCGUGGCAGAAACUCGGAAGCAUAUGUCAAAUCCGGAGAAGUGUUCGAGGAUCGCCAGGCCAACUUCGAACGACAGUUAAAGGCUCAAGAACGUCUCGUUAGCAAUGCUCAGGUCAUAGCGGAUGCAAUUGGUGCUGAGAUGCCAGAUCUCAAGGAGGCCGGAGACGGUUUCUCGUCUACUAAUGGCGCUAUUGGUUUGGUCAAGACUGGGGAGUAUUUACGCGGGCAGAGUGAAGGCGCAGGUAUCUGGGAAGACGAGGACGAGCGCCGCUUCUACGAAAACCUGGUGGACCUUAAAGGCAAGGUACCUGGUAUACUGCUGGAGGAUGGCAAGAAGAAGAAAACCGACACGGAUGAGCAGGUUGGCAAGAGAACCGAUUCUAACGAGACUACGGAGCCACCUAAGCCUUCGGAAACGAACGACGAUCAGUCAACCGCCAUCGCCAAUAAGACCAUUGGCGCGCAAGUAGACGUUCUACUAACCCGGUUGCCAGAGCUUACUCACAAAGAUGCUGUCGAUCAAGCAGCGAUCGAUUUCUGCUUCUUGAAUUCCAAAGCGUCCAGAAACCGCCUUAUUAAAGGACUUACCGAAGUUCCCAAGGGCCGCACGGAUCUCCUACCGUUUUGGUCUCGUCUUAUAGCUACGCUUGGUCGAUAUAUGCCUGACGUCCCUAAAGGUGUGGUGGAGUAUCUUGAUGCGGAGUUUCGCAGUCUUCAGCGGCGAAAGGAGAAGGAUUUUCUUGGGCAAGUGCGAUUGAGCAAUAUUCGCUACUUGGCUGAGCUCACGAAAUUCGGUAUCGUGCCCGAGCAUGUCGUUUUCCAUUGCUUAAAAGUUAGCCUUGACGAUUUCUCCAGGAUGAAUAUCGAGAUCAUCUGUAACCUUCUGGAGAACUGCGGCAGGUAUCUGCUCCGUAACGCUGAUACCUCACCUCGCAUGGCAACCUUCCUAGAGACUCUUCAGCGCAAGAAAUCUGUUCAGCACAUUGGCCAGCCUGAGCGCAUGCUCAUCGAGAAUGCGAUAUAUUACGUCGAUCCGCCGGAGAGGGCCUCGAUUCAGCAAAAAGAGCGAACUCCUACCGAACUGUUCAUCCGCAAGCUCAUCUACGUCGACUUAACCAAACGUAAUUAUACCAAGGUUCUCAAGCAGAUUCGCCGGCUCCAUUGGGAAGAGUCCGAGGUAGUAGCCAUUCUUACGAAAGUGUUUUCAAGGCCUGCCAAGGUGAAGUACGGUAGCAUACACAUCCUUGCGAUACUGCUUAGCGCCAUCUACCGCUAUCAUCCAGAUUUUACGGUUACGGUGAUCGAUAACGUUAUCGAAUCUGUGACGUUUGGGCUAGAACAGAACGACUUCAAGUUCAAUCAGAGGCGAAUUGCAGAGGUCAAGUAUUUGGGUGAGCUCUAUAACUACCGGAUGUUAGAGCAUCCUGUAAUAUUUGACACCAUGUACAGGAUCAUGACACUUGGCUAUAAUGGUGUACCUGUCCCUGGCCGACUCAAUCCCUUCGACUUACCUGAUGACUUCUUCAGAAUUCGCUUGGUAGCUACAAUGCUAGAGACUUGUGGCAUGUUCUUCAAUCGAGGCGCCGCAGGGAAAAAGCUUGACUAUUUUCUUUCAUUCUUACAGUAUUACAUAUAUACAAAGCAACCUCUCCCUAUGGAUAUUGAGUUCAUUGUCCAGGAUACUUUUUCUCUCACUAGACCGCAGUGGAAACUAGCAACCACUCUAGAGGAAGCCGCUAAAGCGUUUCAACUCGCAGUGGCGCAGGACCAGAAGAAUGCUGGCCUGGACAAGAGCGUCGAACAAGAUGAGGCCUCUAGUAACGCUUCCUCUGAUGAUGAAGGCGAUGGUGGCGAAAAUGAAGGUGACGGUGAUGGGGAUAAUGAUAUCGUGCUCCCAGAGGCUGACGGGGACGACUCGGAUCUCGAAGAGGAUGAUGAUGCCGAGGACGCGGAAAACCAGCCGCAAUCUCCCGAGGAUGAGUCGGAAGAAGAAGCUAUAGUGGUGACAAGGAAAGCCGAAGAGAUUGAUCCGGAAGAUGAAGCAGAUUUUGAACGUGAGUAUGCAAAGAUGAUGGCUGAAAGUUUAGAGUCUCGCAAAUUCGAUCGCAAGCCGCUAUUCGAUGUUCCGCUACCAGUCCGACCCAAAACUCGCGAUGUUUCCUCGACUACAGACACUGAUGGUGCAAACGGAGAGAAUGCACCGAAUACGAUGGCCUUCUCUCUGUUAACGAAGAAAGGCAAUCGCCAACAGACACGAACUGUCGCACUUCCUUCGGAUUCGACUUUUGCGGUUGCCAUGAAGACGCAGCAGCAAGCGGAGCGGGAGGAGCAACAACGUAUCAAGAAUCUGGUGCUAAACUAUGACCUUCGCGAGAGCGAAGAUCCCGAUGGUGAUACUCUUUUGACCCCACUCAAUCCCAACAGAAAUAUUCACACUUCUAUUCGUCCAGGUCACGACAAGCCGACUUCGUAUCAUACCAACCGCUCAGAUAAGUCGGGCAGAGAGCGUAGCGGACAACGCGUCCGCAGAUUACAACUCAGCGAUGUUGAUUGGUAUGGAAAUUCCACGGACCGAAAGGUCAAACAAGAUGAUAUAAGUCACAACGGCUCAUUUGCUAGCACUGCCCCUGGAGAAUUAGCUCCAAGCCGAGUGGAUGGAAGCACUAUGAGCACUAUGAGCACUAUGAGCAAGUGUCAUAAUCCCCUCGUAAAUUCCCAGAUCAGCCGAGCAAAUCGGCGUGGACGUGGGAAGCGCUGA